AGCAUGGUAUCAGAGCAAGGUUAAGCAGUUCGUAUUUUUCGCUUCCCCGGCGGGCGGCACCCUCGCCUUGGCCGCCCGCCGGACCUCAACCUAUUCCGUUUGAAUUUUCUACACAUACCUUGAUCACUCUGCAUGUACUUCAUCCCCCUCGUUUCCAUGCUCUUCUCUCCCACCUUCGAACCUCGCCAAACUCCUCAAUCUCGCCAUCAUGCCAAUUUGAUCAUCCGAUGGGAACAUGUCUAGUGGAGAGGUCAGAAAGGUCUCACGGGAAGACAUACAACUGGUGCAAAAUCUUAUAGAGCGAUGCCUACAACUUUACAUGAGCCAAAAAGAAGUCGUGGAUACUCUCUUGGUUCAGGCAAAAAUAGAACCUGAUUUUACUGAACUUGUUUGGCAAAAGCUUGAAGACGAAAAUCGGGACUUUUUCAAGGGAUAUUAUUUAAGAUUGAUGGUGAAGGACCAAAUAAUGCAAUUCAACAGGUUACUUCAGAAACAAAUUGAGCUGAUGGAUCAGAUGUGCCCACCUGGAGUUGCUUCCAUACCUAUGUCUAAUGGAUCUCAUGUCCCACCAUUGCACCAGAACUCAGCCUACUAUGCUCCAGAACAUGUCGGACCGCCUCUGAAGGUGGAGAACAUGCACCAACCUAUCAAUUCAAGUUUCCCCAACUCUUUUCCCAAUGGUGGGUCAUCAUCACUAGACCCAUGCAUGCAAAAUGCUGUUGAUAUGUCUGCUCAUGCCAGAAGGAUUGAUGUUUCACCAAACAUUUUUUUGGCUCAGAGCUCAACUGCGGGAAUGAUACAAGGAAUGAAUGGGGUGAUGAUCAAAUCAGAAGCUGGUUAUGCAGGCAAUUCCUCGUACAUGUUUGGUAAUGAAGGCAAUGUCCUUGAAUCACGGCCUGCAAUUGGGGACACAUCUGUUUCAUCUUUCCACUUUCAAACCCACAAUCCUUUUUUUAAUCAACCCACUCCCUCACUUUCUUUAAACCCAUCUUUCACUCACAUGGGCUUGUCCCCACUCUCUCCUCAUAUUUUAAACUUUUCUUUAAACUUUUCCCAAAGUGUUUGA
Molecule: messenger RNA, 1066 nt
Organism: Camellia sinensis
Lineage: Eukaryota; Viridiplantae; Streptophyta; Magnoliopsida; Ericales; Theaceae
Source: RefSeq, a predicted model, not a curated record